Molecule: messenger RNA, 2174 nt
Organism: Maylandia zebra (zebra mbuna)
Lineage: Eukaryota; Metazoa; Chordata; Actinopteri; Cichliformes; Cichlidae
Gene: soul3
Product: heme-binding protein soul3
Molecular function (GO): heme binding
Source: RefSeq, a predicted model, not a curated record
CGACUACAAGGGAAGCGUCACGCUGCUCCGCACGAGCGAAAGAGACGUUGACUUUUUUGUUUUCAGCGGCUCCAAAGUGCUCCCGGUGAAAGAAAAUGCGUCGUUUAAGUCGUGUAUAUAAGUCAGCUAUGCAAACAUGGCUAUGUGCAUCGGGUGAAGCUUAGUAGCGCCUGGUUUGUCGACCAUAAAGUAAAGGUUGUCCUAAUCUGGACAAGCAAAAACAACGCGGCGCGUAGAAGGAAGAAGACUAGCGCUUGAGCAAAUCGUCGUUCCGGACGAUUUUGAAGCAUUUAUUCUUUUGCCUAUUAAUUUGAGACAGUUAUCUCAUUAGGUACUAGGCAAUUUUACAAAGAAAAAAAUGGACCGAGGUGGCUGCCAGAUGAGUGGCGGCGGUCCUAGUAGUGGAGACGGUAGCGGCCCCGACCGACACGGGAUGAUCACACUGGAGGACCUGGAGUCUUUCUCGGAGGACCAGCCCGAAGACUCUGGCAAUGGGAGUCUCGAAGAAGAAGGCCAGACCAUGGAGGAAGACGAAAAUCCAGACCGCCUGCUACAUUACUGGCAGGAGGUAGCGAGGGGACACCAAGUGGAAGUUUCUCAAGAUAUGGCAGAACCCAUUCAACAGCUAAGCACCAAUAACCAAGGACGCAGUCACAGAGAGCAGAUCCCGUUUACCCUCCUUGGACGCAAAGAGAAGUGUGGUGAGAUCCUGUAUGAGAAACGCCACUAUGAAAAGGGUCACUGGGCUUGUAUAAUAAUGCGUGAGGAGACGUAUGAACAGAGCAUUUGCUAUGGCUUUAUGAGGAUAAUGAGAUACAUCUGCCAACACAACUCCUUAGGUGACUAUCUGGGCAUGACGCUGCCUAUUGUAACAGUGGUGCGCACAGAUGAGAAUCAUUCUGCAAUGUCCCCUGAUGUCACUGUGGCUUACUACCUUCCCACUGAGCACCAGGCCCAGCCCCCCCAACCUCACGACAGCGACAUUGUCAUUGAGAUCUGGCCUGCCACUGUUGUAUAUACGAGAUCACUCCUUCCCUCUUCCAGAGCCUUUAGCGGUCCCACCAAUGAAGUGACCAUCAUAAACCAGAUAAGCACCUUGGCCGAGCUGCUGGAGUCUCCAGGAGUGUGUGUCAACGACUCAUUCAUCGUGGCCGGCUACACCAACCCUGCUCACAACAACCGUCAGAAUGAAAUCUGGUUUUUAGAGCGGCGCUAAGGGAUAGUGGGAUUACGUGGCAUCCUACUUGUGACCCUUAACCUUCAUAAAGACUCCCUUAACACUGCCCCAGCUUAGCUACAGCCUCAGGUGCAACAUCGUCGUCAGUCACAACCGCUACUACCUGAAAUGACCACCAGCCCAGCAACACUCCAGAACCAUCUGGUUUCAUCUUUAAAUGACAACAAGCUCAACCUCAGUCAGUUUUCCUUUCUGUUCAUUUUAGUUAGAUCAUUUGGCACACAAGAACUGAACUCGACCACUGCCAUAGUCUUGUGAACACUACUCAGAUGAUAGGGUGAAGCAUAGCAUUUACUCCUGCUUAAAGAUGGCUAACAACCUUUUCCUAAGCACACUGCCCACUAAGUGGUGUCAGAAACAUGCAACAGCCUGCUCAUCUGCAGAGGAGUCAGGCUUCGUGGUGGACAUGCAGCCAUAUUGUGCUCCCUUCUUUUUUGUUGCGCAGCCACAAUGUCUUGUUAUGGAAUGACGCCAUCAUUCUCUUGCUUAUUGAGGCAUUUACAGCUCUGCCACAGUUGAUCCACUGUUACUUUACCUCUGGAUUACAUACUUCAUUACAGGUUAUAGGUUUGUGAUAACAGUCACACAGCAUAUUCUGCAUAUUCAGUAAAAAGUGCAAUAUUUAUUAGAUAACCAUAACAACAUGGAAGUACCUGGGCCACUAACCUAACCCAAUCUAGGUGCGUUCAGUUGAUGAAAAUUUAGGAGGGGAUUCUGCAGCAUCCAUCUUGACCUGAACUAGUGGCUUUAACUAUAAAUAAGCUUGACACAAACGGUGAUGUUAAUUUAGAAAACAAGCACUUUUGAACGGAACUUGUUCAUGUGUGUUUACACUUGAAUGUAAAUCUACGGGACAAGGGGGUAACACACAGAUCACUUCUACAAACCAAAUGCUGAAACACUCACUGAUAUAUAUAUAUAUAUAUAUAUAUAUAUA